This is a messenger RNA of Mercenaria mercenaria, 1099 nucleotides long. RefSeq names its product protein neuralized-like. Bases 68 to 625 code for a protein of 185 amino acids. NCBI's taxonomy places the organism in Eukaryota, Metazoa, Mollusca, Bivalvia, Venerida, Veneridae. The record is from RefSeq and is a predicted model, not a curated record. Gene Ontology annotation, molecular function: ubiquitin protein ligase activity. The transcript is spliced from 2 exons.
AGAUCUUAUCUUCUGACCUGACAAAGUAAGGGAUCACGGUGUAAAUUUGGUGGCUUUACAACAAAGAAUGCAUAGAAUUUCAGUAGCUCUCCUAGUUUUUCUGUCUUGCUUACGUACGCAUGGACUUCUUUUGGAUGAGGACAAGCUCGAACCAAUGAAGUUCAGCGAGUCUGCUCAUGGCCCAAAGAUCACUCUGUCUGAAAACGACACCGUUGCUACGAGAUAUGAAGGUUACUGUUGGUCUGUGUGUCUUACUGAUCGUCCACUUCGUGUUGGACAAACACUACAUUUCAAUAUAUCUGAAAUCGAAACUGGAUGGAUGGCAAACCUGAACGUAGGGAUAAUCUAUACGUCGCCGGAUAGCUUACCGCUUGGUAGCUUAGUAACCUGUGACGCUAAUCUAAGCGUAUCGAUUCCGAACACGGAGGUGUUCAUAUUCGAGAAGUUUUAUUCUUCUGAUAAUUUGUACAGUUUCAGAGUAGAUAACGAAGGAAAAGCAUACCUGUCACCAAACGUAACGUCUGAUAACGUGGUUUUUAUAGGCGUUGACGUUAAGAAGACGUUUUGGGCCAUAUUCAACAUCUUUGGAGAUAGUAAAGCUGUGAAAUUGCUUGGAUUGAAUUAACAUUCCGCAUGAGCUUGAUUUGAUAAUUAUACAGUUAUAUAAAGUUAUUGGAAAACAAACAAUGUUUGUCAACGCUGCUACAGAGAUGGUGAUCAAUGAAAUAAAGAUUAAGAACGAGUUGCUUUCUAAGGUCAAGAAAUUAAACAUUGAUACUUUAAUAAUACCUUAAUAGCUUGCAUUUGGACAGCAUAUAAACGUUUUUAACCAUGUUAUAGAUUGGUUAGUAGUUAAUUAAUUUAACGUUGUUGAAAUCAUUUAUCUCUAACAUUCACUAAUAAAUGCUCCGUCAAUGGUCACAAUUUAAUGUUAAUAUCAUCUCUGAGUUUUACUGAAACGCUGAACGUUCAAUAAUUGUGCCAUACUACGUUGCUUCUGCAUAUUUGUUUGUGUUUGUACUUCUGGGUUUAUCAUUGUGUAAUUAUGUUUACAUUUGCUCAACCUGUUUCCCCGUUUCCAUGGUGAAUGCUCUAUGUA